UCUGGGGUCCCCAGAGCCCCAGGCCUCGGGAGGUGCCACGGCUCUUCCGUACCCGAGGACCCCGAGCAGGUCCCAGGCCUGGCCGGGGACGCUGCGACUGCCAAGGGCCCAGUCCUGCCAAGGAACGUGCUCAGCGAGAGGGAGCGCAGGAAGCGGAUCUCGGCGAGCUGUGAGCGCCUUCGGGUCCUGCUGCCCAACUUUGACGGCCGGAGGGAGGACAUGGCCUCUGUCCUGGAGAUGGCCGUGCAGUUCCUGCGGCUGGUGCACAGCCUGGUGCCCGUCCGGGAGCAGCCCCACGUUCCUGCUCCCUCUAGGGCCGCGUGGCACACGUGGCAGGGGGACGUUCUGCAGUGGACCGUGGAGAGCCAGGUUUCGGCAGGCGGGUCAGACUCGGGGACAGCUGCAUCCAGCCUGACUCUGCAGCAAGAGCCCCUGGGGUGUGCGCCCCAGGGUGCGGACGAGAGCAGGGCCCCGGCUGGGUUGUCAGAGCUGCUGGACGGGCUGCCCGUCCUGCCUGGGCCCUCCAGCCUGGGGUCCCGGCCCCCGCCCUGGCCUUCCUGCUCCUGGCAGCCAACCUCCUCCAAGACACAUGAGGAAGCUGCCAGCAGGCCAGGCCAGGCCGGGCCCCCGACCAGGACCACCACAUCUCCAGGCAAGCUGCUCAGGGAGGUGGCCCUGACGCCCGCACCGGACACCAGGUCUGUACCUGGGCUGGACGUGGAGGACGGGGACUGCUUCCCACUGAGCACCAGUCCUCAGUGGUGGCCAGGGUCCGGGGAGGCCAGAGGAGCGACCCCAGGUGGGGUCCCAGCCAGGAGCAGCCCAGUGGGCAGUGCAGAGCCCGGCUUCCUGGGUGACCCUGUGCCCAGCUCCGAGGAGCUCCAGGAGAGCUCCCUGGAGCUGUGGAGCUCGGACAUGGACACCUGGGGCCUGGACCUGCGGGAUGACAUCUUCACUGACUUCCUGGCCUGCUAGAGGGUGGUGCGUGGCAGUGGUGCCCGUCAGGCACGUGGAGGGUUUAUUUUGGUUUGGUCGCAGCUGUGCUCUAAUUUGAGCUAGGCUGGCAGCCACGUGCUGGGGGCUGGAUAUUAAAGGGGGAAAGUGCCUUUCCUGGAGGAGGCAGUGUUUGUGUGGCUUCUGUGUGAUUAAACGGAUCUAUCAGCA
Molecule: messenger RNA, 1164 nt
Organism: Fukomys damarensis (Damara mole-rat)
Lineage: Eukaryota; Metazoa; Chordata; Mammalia; Rodentia; Bathyergidae
Gene: Sohlh1
Product: spermatogenesis and oogenesis specific basic helix-loop-helix 1
Exons: 8
Biological process (GO): spermatogenesis; regulation of DNA-templated transcription
Cellular component (GO): nucleus
Molecular function (GO): protein dimerization activity; RNA polymerase II cis-regulatory region sequence-specific DNA binding; DNA-binding transcription factor activity, RNA polymerase II-specific
Source: RefSeq, a predicted model, not a curated record